AUGUCGAAUAUUUACAAUCAUAGGCAAAUUGUUCCCGGUGGUGCAGGUGGAACGAGUCGAGUUAAUGAACUCUUGGAAGCCCUAAAACAAGAAUUUGACACCCUUCAACAAGAAGCAGCUAUGUAUAAAAUGCAGCGAGAUGACCUUGAACAUAAAGUUCAACAACAGACUGAUGAAGUUAAUCUUAUUCGUCAAGGAUUAUACGAUUUACAAAAUACACAAAAGAACAUAAAAGCACAAUACGAUAGUGACAUACGCGCUCUUCAGCGUGAGAUGGAACAACAAAGAUUACAUUCUCAUCCUUCAUCUAGUUCUCAUUCCCAACCACCAUCACACCCUCAACCUCCUCCCCCAACCAUUGGUCAAGGACAAAGUAAUAUAUUUGGUGCAAUCAUGAGCGGUGGUGGUGGUGGUCAACAAGUUCUUGUAGCCCCACCUCAAAUGUCUAUAGAUCCUUCUCAGCAACCUCCGCCAGGCGGUCAAGGUCACCCUGGUGCUUAUCCUGGUCCAGGUGGCCCUCCACAAAGCGUUUCUCAAUCUGGUGGUAGUUCCGCACCUUCUCCAUAUUUGAAUGGUGGUGGUCCACCACCACCUUUGUCACAGCAACAUGCCAACAAACGACAACGUAUGGAAGAGAGUGGUCCCCCAAGUGGCCCUCAGGGACCUAUGGGACUCCCACCUAAUUCUCAACAAGCCCCUUCGGGUUUGUAUGGUAGUAAUGGAAUUCCACCCGGUCCAACAAGUCAGCAAUCAUUAAAUCAAGGGGGUUACAUUACAAACGUCGGUCAAAGCAGUAAACCCGUUAAUAAAAUGCCAAAGAUGCCCCAGAAUCUUGGACCUGAAGGUCCUCAAAGUUCCGGAGUUCCUCCUAAUGGUAAUGCUCCACCUUCUGGUCCUCAAUCUAAUAAACGUAAAAAUAAUCCUAAUAUGGGCCCAUUACCGCCCGGUAAUCGUCCACCUACUAAACAAGGUUCACUUAGUGGCGCUCAACCUGGAUUAGGCGAUAUGGAUCCCGAAACUGUUCCCGCUCAAUUGAAGAGGGAGGGUGGCGAUUGGUUUGCCAUUUUCAACCCUAAAGUCCCGCGCGUUCUCGAUGUCGAAUUAAUCCACACAUUGGACCAUUCUAGCGUUGUAUGUUGUGUAAAAUUCAGCGCCGACGGAAAAUACCUUGCUACUGGCUGCAAUAGAAUCGCUCAAAUUUAUGAUGUUAGUUCCGGACAAAAAAUCUGCGUUUUGGAUGAUACCAAUGUUGAUAAAUCCGGCGACUUAUAUAUCCGCAGUGUAUGCUUUAGUCCCGAUGGGAAAUAUUUGGCGACUGGUGCCGAGGAUAAACAAAUCAGAAUCUGGGACAUUCAUACUCAAACCAUCCGUAAAUUCUUCACUGGUCACGAACAAGACAUAUAUUCACUUGACUUUUCACGCGAUGGUCGUUUCAUUGUUUCCGGGUCAGGUGAUAAGACAGCUCGCGUCUGGGACAUGGUAUCCGGAGAAUUGUUGUACAAACUUCCAAUCGAUGAACCCAGUCAAAAGGAUGCUGGUGUUACCAGUGUCGCCAUAAGCCCCGAUGCUCUUUAUGUUGCCGCAGGUUCAUUGGAUAAAAUAGUGCGAGUGUGGGAUGCACGAACGGGAUUUCUUCUUGAAAGAUUGGAAGGUCAUAAGGAUAGUGUUUAUUCUGUUGCAUUUGCUCCUGAUGGUAAGACAUUGGUAUCUGGUAGUUUAGAUAAGACUCUAAAAUUAUGGGACAUGAGUCAUCCCGGAAGGAAUAAUAACGGAUCUGGUCAAAAGAAUCAAUCAAAGACAACGUUUACUGGACACAAGGAUUUCGUGCUGUCGGUAGCGGUUUCACCCGAUGGUCGUUGGGUAGUAUCUGGAUCAAAAGAUCGAGGAGUACAGUUCUGGGAUCCUCAAACGGCACAAACACAAUUCAUGUUACAAGGACACAAAAACUCAGUAAUUUCGGUGGCUCUAAGUCAAACUGGUAAACUUUUUGCCACUGGCUCUGGCGAUUGUCGAGCAAGAGUAUGGCGGUAUCAUGAUGAUGUUUAA
Messenger RNA from Funneliformis mosseae, 2046 nucleotides. The record is from the annotation of a GenBank genome assembly. Lineage: Eukaryota; Fungi; Glomeromycota; Glomeromycetes; Glomerales; Glomeraceae.